AUUGAUGUUGGCAAAUAACUGCGUUAUCAUCACGAUACGUCGUAACUCACACAUACAUCUAAGACUCACGUGAUAUGAAACAUGUGAUAAUAAGUAUCUGUUACGUAAUGCUAUAUCAUUCCGCAUUUGCUCUAAAUAUUUUUCAUAUAUGUCGAGUGAUACAAAAAUGAAACAGUGGCUGGUCAUCGGUAUAUCCGGGGCGACCUGUAGCGGAAAGAGCACCUUAGCUAAUAAAAUCCGCGACAGUUUUUCAGGAUCUAUUAUGGUGCAUCAAGACGACUAUUUCUUGCCAUCGAGCGAUCCACGUCAUGUUAAGAUACAGGAGUUGAAUCAUUUGAAUUGGGACCUGAUAACGAGUCUGGAUAUGCAGAGAAUGCAUUCCGACGUUUUGAAGAUACUUCAGUCUUGUGAAAAGAAGGAUGCUAUGGCUUCGAAGAAGACGAUUUUGAUACUGGACGGUUUCUUGCUCUUCCAAAACGAAGAUAUCACGAAUCUGUGUGAUCUUAAGUAUUUUUUGACGCUGUCGAAGGAACAAUGUUGGGAGCGAAGAAAAAAUCGUACGUACGAUCCACCCGAUGUACCUGGAUACUUCGACAAGGUGGUAUGGCCUGAAUAUGUAAAAUACAAAAAUGAAGUUACCCAGAAAAGCGAGUUGCAUGAGACUGUAAAGUUUAUCGAUGGAUCCAAGAAUAUGGAAGAAAUUUAUGAGACGGUUUCCCAGGAAAUCAAUCGAUCGUUAUCUUAAAACUGUACCUCAAUACAACCGCUUUAUGUAAUAACGAUGAAAUUUUCAUUAAUUAAAUAAGUAUUAUUAAUUUAAAAUGAGAUUUUUUGUACACAUCCCGAAAAUAAAUGAAAAUUGUA
Nylanderia fulva is the source of this 864-nucleotide messenger RNA. RefSeq names its product nicotinamide riboside kinase (gene Nrk1). Lineage: Eukaryota; Metazoa; Arthropoda; Insecta; Hymenoptera; Formicidae. The record is from RefSeq and is a predicted model, not a curated record.